Messenger RNA from Arxiozyma heterogenica, 984 nucleotides. RefSeq names its product peptidylprolyl isomerase family protein CPR8 (gene CPR8). The transcript has a single exon. Gene Ontology annotation, biological process: protein peptidyl-prolyl isomerization. The record is from RefSeq and is a predicted model, not a curated record. The coding region runs from base 1 to 984 and encodes 327 amino acids. Gene Ontology annotation, molecular function: peptidyl-prolyl cis-trans isomerase activity. NCBI's taxonomy places the organism in Eukaryota, Fungi, Ascomycota, Saccharomycetes, Saccharomycetales, Saccharomycetaceae.
AUGCUCUCAUUUCACCACCUAUUUGUUAAGUUGUUAUUUGCCUUUAUCAUUUCCCCAUUCUUUGUCAAUGGUGCUCCUACUAACGAUGUAAAACAGUUUACAUUAGAUACAAAUAAGGUUUAUCCACCAGAUCCACCAUCUUCUGUGCAUGUUGUAAUGGCUUUCAAAUAUUUCGACGAAGUCUUACAAAGAGAACGUGUGGUAGAUUUCACCAUAGCUCUAUUCAAUACAUUGACUCCAAAGGCCACAAAAAAUUUCCAAAUGAUGUCUAAUGGUUUCAAAGUCAUCACUAAUCCAAAAGAACCAGAGAAGAUUCUUUUCGUCACCUACAAGGAUACCCCUGUCUAUAAACUUAUCCCAGGUGUUCAAGUUGAAGCAGGUGUAAUCUUCUCUGAAUUUCCAUUCUGUUUAUAUGGUCAAAAAUUCGAAGAUGAAAGUUUUGCUUUGAAACAUGAUAGACCAGGUAGAGUCAGUUUAGUUUCUACAGGUCCUGAUACAAACGAAUCUAAAUUCAUCAUCGGUUUGGAUGCCAACGGUGCUCCAGAAAAAAAUGGCAAAAAUGUUAUCUUUGGUCAAGUUGUCUCUGGAUUGGAAGAUCUAAUCAAUGCAAUGAACCAUGUCAAGAUCGACGCUAAUAAGAAAAAUGCCCCAGAAAAACCAAUGGUUAUCAACUAUUCUGUUGUCGAUGAAUUAAAAAUUGCCAAUAUUGAUGAAAUGGCUAGAGAGUGGGAGGCUAAUGUCAAAGCAUUUGAACAAGGUGAUCACUCAAAGGGUUUCAGAUUUAAAAGCAAAAAAAUUAAGAAUAAGCAGUCAAAUAACAAAAACACAAAAGGUUCUAAAUAUGAUCAAAUGAAUCACACUGUUGCAAAAAUUUUCAUCUUGUUUGUUUUACUUACCUUUUUCUAUGUGUUAAUGAGAUAUAAAAACAAGAUUAUAUCUUAUUUACCACUAAAUAAGCAUGAAACAUCUAUUAGAAGUGACUAA